Polistes dominula (European paper wasp) is the source of this 1590-nucleotide messenger RNA. RefSeq names its product cleavage stimulation factor subunit 2 CstF64 (gene CstF64). Gene Ontology annotation, biological process: mRNA 3'-end processing. Lineage: Eukaryota; Metazoa; Arthropoda; Insecta; Hymenoptera; Vespidae. Gene Ontology annotation, molecular function: mRNA binding. Gene Ontology annotation, cellular component: mRNA cleavage and polyadenylation specificity factor complex. The record is from RefSeq and is a predicted model, not a curated record.
AGUUAAGUACCUACUAUCGCCCACUGGUGGUUCCGGUGCUAACUAAAAUGGCUUUCUUAUAUGAAAAGUGGUUAGUUUCACAAUCAACAAAAUCUUUGUUGGCAGCACUGAAGGAAUAAUUAUUUUGCAAUUAGAGACGAGAUUAUAGUAGUGUUGAUUAAGUGAAUUGUUAGGACAUUGUUAUUGCCAGUAGUAAUAUUUCAUUUUUUUUUAAAUAAAAAAGACAAAAGAAUAAUACAAAAAUGAGUAAUUCAACUAUUACUGAUCAAUCCCUCAUGGAUAAAUCAAUGCGGAGUGUAUUCGUCGGGAAUAUCCCGUACGAAGCAACCGAGGAGAACUUAAAAGAUAUAUUCAGCGAAGUUGGUCCAGUACUUUCUUUCAAAUUGGUAUUUGAUCGCGAGACAGGAAAACCUAAAGGUUAUGGUUUCUGUGAAUACAAGGAUCAAGAGACAGCACUUAGUGCAAUGAGAAAUUUGAAUGGUUACGAAAUUGGUGGAAGAACACUACGCGUAGACAAUGCAUGUACAGAGAAGAGUCGUAUGGAAAUGCAGAGUCUUUUACAAGGACAGAAUACUGAGAAUCCUUAUGGAGAGGCAGUUCAAGCUGACAAAGCUCCUGAAGCAAUAAGUAAAGCAGUAGCUUCCCUUCCACCUGAACAAAUGUUUGAAUUAAUGAAACACAUGAAGAUAUGUGUACAGAAUAAUCCUAACGAAGCACGACAGAUGUUACUUCAGAAUCCACAACUUGCUUAUGCUUUGUUACAAGCACAAGUAGUAAUGCGAAUAGUGGAUCCUCAUACUGCUGUUAGUAUGUUACAUAAAGCUAAUCCAAUUCCAAGUGUGUUGACACCUUCAGAAAAGCCAGUGGUACAUCAGAUUCCACCACGUAUCGAAGAACCAUGGGCAGCGCCAAGACCUACACCAGUAGUUGCUAAUCCUCCUGCACCUAUUUUUGCAGGUCAAGAUGUAGAUCUUCGAACAUUGGAUAGACAGAUGGAUCCUCGUUUAGCAAGAUUAGAUCAAGAUUUAAGAGGACCACCGCAAACCCAAGCAACUCCGGUUGUUGUACCACCAAUUAUAACUGCUACUGCUGAUCCUAGGGGACCUCCUACUACUUUUACUCUACCAGAUAACAACCUUCCUGUAGUAGAAGGAGUGGAGAGCUUUUGCCGUGAUCCAAGAGCUGACAGAUUUGGUAGAGAUCCAAGGGAUCCAAGAGAUCCCCGUAUGCCCAUUGAUCCAAGAAUCGCUAAACCUACUCCUCCUGUACCAGUAGCACCUCCUAUCGUACCAAGACCAGUAGCAGCACCUACAGUUCCACCACCAGCUGUAGUUGUUACAAAUAACGGUGUACCUCCUACCACUGCUCUUACAACAUCUGCAAGUACUGCUACUUCUAGACUUAUGGCAGGAAUGUCACCAGCAGGCAAUAUACCAAACGGUGCGUCGGAUCAAGAAAAGGCAGCAUUAAUAAUGCAAGUAUUACAGUUAUCAGACGAACAAAUUGCUAUGCUUCCACCGGAACAAAGGCAAAGUAUUUUAGUUCUUAAAGAACAAAUUGCCAAAAGUACACAGCGUUAAUAAUAUAUUA